Molecule: messenger RNA, 2463 nt
Organism: Necator americanus (New World hookworm)
Lineage: Eukaryota; Metazoa; Nematoda; Chromadorea; Rhabditida; Ancylostomatidae
Exons: 20
Coding region: 1-2463 (820 amino acids)
Cellular component (GO): Cul2-RING ubiquitin ligase complex
Source: RefSeq, a predicted model, not a curated record
AUGGAAGAAUCACUGGCGCUCGCUCGACCAGCCCGAAGAUCAACGGGAGUCAAGGAUGCCUUGCGCAAACGAGUUCUGCUUCGUCCACGUGCAGAGAUGCCUGUGAAUGCCUUCGCGGAGUGCUCGCCAAAGUCAUUGCUCGAGGCGAGCGCUCUUCGCAUAGCUUGUCUUAUUGGAGAUGAUCGUGUACCACCGAUUGGGUCUGCUUUACCGGCUCACUUUGGAAAUCUGAUUGUUGAUUCGAUGCGUCAGUUAAAUCUUCUGGACGAAAAAGGAUUGAAACGAAUUGCGGACCUAAAACUCAAUAUAACCAAGAUUGAUCUUGCUCAAUGUGGUCACUUUCCUUAUGUUGUAUUAUCUCGCUUGGCACAGUUUGAUUUGGAAUCACUAUCUAUUUCCAACGCUGGACCGUCUGACUCAUCGACAUUCGAUAUUGGGGAGUUCAUCCGUGAGUGUGUCAGCGAUGCCACGCUUAAGUGCCUUCGCUAUCUAAGUAUUGGUGGUCACGACAAGAUGACGAACUUCGCAAGAAUUGCUCAGUUUUCUGCUUUGGAAAGCCUCUCCCUUUCUGGACGUCCUAUUUGCCAAACCGCACUCAUGGUUGUACGUGAUCUCCCAAAUUUAAAACUUCUAGAUAUUUCGAACACUCUGGUUGCUGAUAUCUCGGCUUUGAAUGGACUUAAGAAGCUGAAAGCAUUAUUGAUGCACAACCUUCGCAUUCGAUCAGGCUGUGUCACAGAAACAUUUCGUAGUCUAAAUGGUUUGCGUGUGUUGGAUAUCUCUAAGGAAGUCACUGAUUAUGGAACUGACAGCUCACAGGAAGCUUGUGUGGACUUGCCACUGGCUAUGGUUCAAGUAAUGCGCGAUGAUUCACUAGCAAAUUGGCCACAUUUGAAAUCCAUAGAUCUCGCAGGAAACUCCCUUGCUAACAUGGGAAUUGACAGGGCUGCAGACAUUGUAUCCCUUUUGCUAGAGAGAAACUCUCGCCUAGAGAGAGUAUCAGUUCUCGCUACACCUUUGGAUGGCCAUUCGUAUGUUGUACCAGUGGAACGAGAUGUCAAAAUUAUUAAUUGUGCUACCAGAGCACAAGCUAUCAUGGCACUGGGUGAUUACUGGAAUACCGACAGGGAUGCGUUCACGGCACAUGCUUUGCAUUGUGUUUAUUACAUGCUACAAAGUGGUUACGACGAUUUCUCAGAUAAUGAAAUAGCUCACUGUGCUACGGUCGUGUGUGCAGCAUUGCGUAAACAUUUGCAUAAUCUUGGUGUCCAAAUGGCUGGAAGUGCCUGCUUGUAUCACCUUUGCAAGUUGAAGCGCAUCCUGAAGCUUUCUAUCUCCACUGUUCGGAAGUGUGUUGAUCGCUGCCUUGACGCAGCUGAAACAUACCCAGAAACAACACAGCUUCAAAAAAAUGUCUGGCUAACUAUUUGCAACGACUACUUGCUCCAGCUUUCAGGGAUUAAUUUCUAUCGUACAUGCAAAGUUGCUCUUGAGAGCAUGCUUAUUAAUAGCGAUGCUGGAGUGUCAAGGAUGACAAUAGCUAUUGUCUCAAUAGUUGCCCCAAAAAUGCGUUCCCAAGAUGCUCGUGUAUUGGCAAGCGAUGCGCGCUAUGUGAAACACCUCGUUCACCUGAUGGAGCAAAAUAUAGGUCACUUUCGCACUUCUAACGGAGUUCGAGCGGAGAAUUCAUUGUAUACGUUGAAAUUCACUCUAAGUGCUCUUUGGAAUCUUACGGAUGACUGCCCCGCAACAUGUAUGGUUUUUGCUCACGAAAAUGGAAUUGGGGUUUCUUUCAACAUUCUGCGCCUCUUUGAAAACCAUAACAACAUCCAGACAAAAGUUCUGGGUAUUUUGAACAAUGUUGCUGAGGUGUAUGAGCAAAAAGUGCUGAUGUUACAAAACUCCCAAUAUUUGGAAGCUCUUUGUGAGUGCCUUGAUGGUGAUUUCUCAAGAGCAGAUGGAACAGGGCGUAAUCGAGCAGUGGAGCGCAGUUAUUUUGCCGCUGGAGUUUUAGCAAAUAUGUUAUUGUGCGAGCAAUGGCCUCACGGAGCACGCCUGUCAAGGGAAGAAGUGAACGAACGGAUGGUGAAAUCAAUUCGGCAGUGGCCCAUGCUUGCGGUCCCCAUGGUGUCCUACAGGUCAUUCGAACCGUUUGUCCGCAUUCUUAAUGAAACGAAAUUGGUGGGAGCGCAGAUGUGGUGCUUAUGGGGCGUGAACCACGUGCUAUCUCAUAGUGAUGCUAACUCAGUAUCUAUGGGAUACAUGACAAUGUUGAUGGAGUCGGAUCUACUUGCGCACUGUAUACGAAUAUCCAAAGAUUCCUCUGUGGACGAAGGUGUUCGAGCACUUGCAAUCCGUAUUGAGGAUAGCUGGCUUGAUCGGACUAUUCACGGCAUUAGGGUGAAUGCAGCGCUCACUGACCAGGUUGCAUCUCCCUCCAUCGCACAGGAAAUGUGUGCGUGA